Molecule: messenger RNA, 4237 nt
Organism: Danaus plexippus (monarch butterfly)
Lineage: Eukaryota; Metazoa; Arthropoda; Insecta; Lepidoptera; Nymphalidae
Gene: MICAL-like
Product: MICAL-like protein 1
Exons: 14
Coding region: 239-2869 (876 amino acids)
Molecular function (GO): protein binding
Source: RefSeq, a predicted model, not a curated record
UAAAACAAUGUUCAUUUUGACACAUCAUUUCUAAAAUUUUCUCUUUCCUUUCAGUAAAUAAACUGUCGUGGACCUGUUUAAAAACGUGUCGAUUAUAGCACUUUAACACACUAUGAAAUAAGUUUUGAUCAUUCUACUAUGUUUUAUAUAAAAUAACUCGUUAGUCAUCGAGUGCACACAUAUUGUAUAUUAUGAUUAUUUUAUAGCACAAGUAUUGUUUCAAAUAAAGUUUUCUACAAUGUCUGAAGUAAAGGGUACUAAAGCUUUAGAACUGUGGUGUAAACGGUUAAUUAAAGAUUGUCCUGAGGUACAAAUAGAUAAUAUGACAACAUCCUGGAGAAAUGGAAUGGCGUUUUGUGCUUUGGUUCACCAUUUUAGACCUGAUUUAAUAGAUAUUUCAUCGCUUAAACCUGAAAAUAUUUACGAAAAUAAUCAAUUAGCGUAUAGUAUUGCUGAAAAACACUUGGGCAUUCCUGCUCUCUUGGAUCCUGAGGAUAUGGUAGAGAAUGAUGUACCUGAUAGACUGUCUAUACUGACAUAUUUGUCCCAGUUUUAUCAACGUCUUGGCCAUACCGUUAACACAAAAUCAUCUGAAAGUGAUCAAAAAGUAUCACCACCUGUAUCAAGUACACAGGUAGAGAGUCCAAUCAAAUUUGGAAAAGUGGCUUUAGAUAAAUGUGCUGUAUGUGGAUUGCCUGUGUAUCUGGCACAGAGGCUUAUAGUAGCUCAAAAACUCUAUCACAGGAGAUGUUUUCGAUGUUCCAAAUGCUCGGGACAUCUUAAUCCUAAAAACUAUAAUAUUAUUGACUCUACAAACUUUUCUUGUGAUACAUGUAAAAAUGAAAAGAUAAUCCCUAAAUAUCUCAAUAACAAUGACCAAAUAGGAAUGUUGGCAUUUAGUAAUGAUGUUGAUGUGAGGCCAAAUUUUCAUAAUGAAGAGGUGGUCAGCCCAAAAGCUAAACCAAGGCCACAAUCCAUACUAGACAAAAUAAACAUGUUUGAGAAAAAUAUAGAAAAAGAAACAGUAAACCUAGAAGAUAAAGUAGGAAAUAUUAGUUUAAAAGACAACUAUAAUAAUAAGUUAAAAGAAGGAAUCAAAACUGAUGAUGAAGUUAAAAAUAAUAAAUUUGAAAUUCAUAAUAAUGUUAAUAGUUCGGAAUUUAAUUUAAAAGAUAAAAUUAAGUACCAAAUAAAUGCUGACACUGAAGUUAUUUCUAAACCUCCAUCACCCAUAUAUAAGAGUAGUAAAGAAAAAUUUGAUUUUUUACAAACACAGUUAUCUGACGAUGCCUUAGACACUGGCAUAGUCAUAAAUAGUCUAAAAAAUGAUUCCGUACAAAUUAAGAAUGAAGACGCUCUGAAAACAACAUUCCCUCCAAAAGAAUGUAGUGAAGUAACAGAAAAUAUAGAGAGCAACAUAACAGAUGAUAGCAGAUUGGCUCAGAGCAAUAUACUGUUGAAUCCAAACGAAACGAAAAUUAAUAAUAUUGAACCGUUAAAUACAGAAGAAGAGAUCACUAUAAGCGUUCCGCCGCGAAGAAAGAAACAGAUUUUAGCUGAUAGAAGAUUAAAAGCUCUAAAUAAUAAAACUGAAGAAAACACCAAGGAGUACCCAGAUCACUUGAAUCCGUUUUCCGACGAAGAAAAUGAGCAUGAACAACAGGAUUUAGCAGAGAAAGUCAGCACCAAUCCAUUCGGGAGUAGCGAUGAAGACGAGAUGCCAAACAAUCCUAGUGUACCCGACAUACAGACAUCCACCCCUGUAAAACGUCACAUCAAAGCAUAUAACCCUUUCUGGUCGGACGGCGAAGAACCAUCGUCUGAUGAGGAGUGUGAUACAAGUUCGAACAUGCACAAAUCGUCAAUAACCGGUAGCACACCAAAUCUCAGAUCUCGGAGGAAGCCCAAGGCCCCUCCGCCCCCCAUCCCCGAAAGUCUCAAUCUUCCUUCAACAUCAAUGGACGAUGUUGCCAGCAUAUCCUCAUUCAGCUCCCACAACUCCACCAUACAUUCUGAUCAGAAAUCCUUCGGUGUCUCCACUCCGAAGUUAAAGAAGAAGCGGCCCGCUCCAACUCCCCCCGACAGCCUGUCCACUCUGUCAGGUUGUGGAGGUUCUAUGGAGAGAGGUGUCGAUACUUCCGGCAGCCGCAACACUUCGGAUGUCGUCCGUCGCGUAAAAGGACCAGCACCUGGUCUGCCACUUCCAGAACGUCGUGAGGUCAAAUUGCAGAUGUCCGGUGAAGAGCUGCAAGUGCAGCUGGAUAUGCUGGAGACGCAACAGCUGGGCCUGGAGAGACAGGGCGUACUCAUAGAACAGAUGAUCAGGGAUAAGUGUGAGGGUGAUGGCGGUCCAACAGCCCCGCAAGAAGAAAUCGAAGACCUGGUCAUCCAGCUGUGCGAACUGGUCAAUGAGAAAAAUGACCUGUUCAGAAAACAAACAGAACUAAUGUACAUACGAAGACAACAAAGAUUGGAACAAGAACAGGCGGACAUCGAGCACGAGAUACGUGUGAUACAAUCCCGACCCGCAGUCAAUCGUAUUGACUCUGAUAAGGUCCGCGAGGAGCAGCUGGUCUCGCGACUGGUGGAGAUCGUUCGCCUGCGGGACGAGCUUGUACAGCAGCUUGAUGCGGAAAGACGACGCGAGAGACAAGAGGACCUGGCCAUAGCAGCAUCGAUCGCUACUAAAAGAGCACAAAGAAACAGCGAAUCAAACAGUUCCUCGAUGAAAUCGGGGGACGCCGUCACGCCUGUCAAGAAGAACAAAGUUAAGGAUAAAGUUAAAAAACAAUUGAAGAAAGCCAAACACACUUUGAUAUCAAAGAAAAAAGACGAAGACAAACCUGACAAAGAGAAAAAAACUAAAUAAUCCAUUUAUAUUAUACAUUUUAUUCGCUUACACACUAACCUAGUUAUAAGAUGUGAGGUAUUAAAAAGAUCUUAAUUUGCAUUUUAGUCGAAUCGAAUGUUGACAUGUGUUAAGUACUUAAAAAGACUGAGGCAUUCCACUUAAAUAUUACUGAAGAUGAAUUUAUUGAAUGGUAUUUAUAGAAUUAAUUUAGAAAAAAAACAACUUAAUUUGAAUUUUGGAUAUCUUCUUAGUUCAUAAAUAAGGUAUAAAUCCAAACAUUGACAAGUAAUUAACAAAUCUUUGUGAUUAAUAACUUAAUAAGAACAAAAUCUAAAUCUAAUUUAGGAGUGUAUGUUGAUGUCAUUAGAAGAAACACAUUUUUAUUUAAAAUAUUUUUGCUUUAACACUAGGUAUUGAGCAUAUGCAUGGCAACACCUGCAUCAAGUCUUCCCAUUGUAAAAAUACAUUAGUAAGACCAUACUUAAUAGUUGAUUUUGAGAACAUUAAACUAAAAUUACUAACAAAAAAAAGGUUUUAGCUUAUACCGCUUUAACACUGUGCUAUAUUGCAUACAUAUAAUAAGAAUAAAUACACCACAGAGAUAAACUUUACUAAUUCUUAAUUUAAUGUUAUACUUUUUUUACUUUAUUUUUUUUAAUUGCCAGUAAUGAAAAUUCGUGUCACCUGUAAGAUAUUAUAAAGCAUUUAUUAACAGAAUCUCAAUGUAAAACUUUUUUUUUUCAAAUUAUAUAGCAAAAUGAAAUUUAAAAAAAAAUUAUGGUUUAUAUACUUAUGUUAUAGUCAGUUAUAUACUACAUAUCAGAAGUAAAUCAAUUCUUAUCACGCUAUUUAAACAUGUUGAUUAUAAAACUAUGAAAUUGUUACCAUAUUUUACUACAUGAAAAUAAAUAUAGGAAUAUUUAAACCAAUAACAUUAAACCUAAAAUUAUAAACUGGCACUAAUUGUUUGUUAUGUUUUUUUUUUUUUUUGUUUAAUUCAGCCUAUGUAAAUAAAAACGUCCUUAUUCUAUGACGGUUGAAUGAAUUAAAAACUGUUUAUUUGAGAUCUAAAUGAGAACUUUAUUAAAUCUACUGCUCCGAUUACUAUUUCAUUAUAAAUAACAAUGUUUUACAUUGAAAAGGAUCAAAUAGCUGUAUAAAACUUUAAAACUGUCAAUUACAGUAGUGGAAUAACCUAGUUAUUUUGGAAUUGUUACCGUUUAUUAUGUUUAUUUACAUUUGUUGAGCUUUUUAUACACAAUCUUCAAUAAUUUACAUCAUGACCUACCAGGAUCCAACAAUUAUAUUAAUACACUUUUUUAUAAGUGCACAAGAUAUUAUAUAACAGCACAAACGAUUUUAUAAUAUACUCUAUUUUACUAUGGA